AAUCCCUCAGACAGAGACAAACACCUACAAGAUCUCUAUCAAGCAUUCUUAAAACUACAAUACCCACCUGGGGAAGUGAGGAAACAGAUUGACAGAGCGAGACAGGUACCCAGAAGUCACCUACUACAGGACCGGCCCAACAAAGAAAAUAACACCAGUGUCCAUCACGUACAGCCCCCGGCUAAAACCUCUCCAGCACAUCAUCAACGAUCUACAACCUAUCCUGGAAAACGAUCUGCCACUCUCACAGGCCUUGGGAGGUAGGCCAAUCCUUGCUUCCAAACAGCUCCCCAACCUGAAGCAAAUACUAACCAGCAACUACACACCACGCCACAGAAACACUAACCCAGGAACCAAUCACUGUAAGAAACCCCAUUGCCAUCUCUGUCCCCAUAUCUAUUCUAGCGACGCCAUCAGGGGCUCAUUCACCUACACAUCUACUAAUGUGAUAUGUGCCAGCAAUGCCCCUCUGCCAUGUACGUUGGCCAACCCGGAGACAGUCUCUACGUAAAAGGAUAAAUGGACACUAAUCAGUCAUCAGGAAUGGUAACAUACAAAAGCCAGUAGGAGAACACUUCAGUCUCCCUCACCAGAUUUAAAAGUAGCCAUUCUUCAACAAAAAAAACUUCAAAAACAGACUUCAAAGAGAAAUUGCAGAGCUACAGUUCAAAACUUAACACCAUUAAUUUGGGCUUGAAUAGGGACUAGGAGUGGCUGGCUCACUGCAAAAGCAAUUUUCCCUCUCUUGGUAUUGACACCUCCUCAUCAAUUAUUGGGAGUGGACCACAUCCACCCUGGCUGAAUUGGCUUUCAACACUGGUUCUCCACAUGUAAGGCUGCUGAGCAGGGAGUCUCCCAGCGGGGCACUUAAGGCCGUCUUGCGGAAAGCCAGCCCUGGCAAAGGCGAGGAGAAGCAGUUUCUUGAGAUCUGGGAUCAAAAUCGCAAAGUGAAGAGCGUCAACCUGACUGUGUUGGAGAAGCAUGGCAAUGUCUAUGAGGAUGUUUGGCUGCCUGUCCUGGUCGCACUCGGAGACCCACCUGCUCUACGUGGCUGAGAGGAAACGGCCCAAGGCCGAGUCCUUCUUCCAGAGCAGAACCCCGGAGCUGAGCAGCAACUGUGCUGAUGAGAGACGAGACAAGGCUGUCAAGGGGGAGCAGUUCGUGUACCAUGACGACUGGGGCGAGGCACUGGUGGGCAAGAGCAUCCCAGCCCUGUGCAUACUGGAUGUGGAGAGCGGCAAUGUCUCGGUGCUGGAGGGUAUCCCGGAGCACAUCUCCCCUGGGCAGGCCUUCUGGUCCCCUGGCGACACGGGUGUGGUGUUCAUAGGCUGGUGGCAUGAGCCCUUCCGCCUGGGCCUGCGGCACUGCACCAACCGCAGGUCAGCGCUGUUCUAUGUGGACCUGACGGGAGCGAGGUGUGAGCUGCUGUCAGACGACACUAAAGCUGUGUGGUCCCCACGCCUGAGCCCUGACCAGUGCCGCAUCGUGUACUUGGAGAACAGCGCACUCGGGCCCCACCAGCAGUGCAGCCGCCUUCGCGUGUACGACUGGUACACGAAGGUCACCUCCACCGCACUGGAUGUCGUGUCCCGGCACAGCCAGGGAACGUUCACAGGGAUCUAUUGCCCAGCACUGCCUGGCCUGUGCUGGGCAGCCGAUAGCCAGAGAGUCGUGCUGGACACCGCUCAGCGCAGCCGGCAGGAGCUGCUUGUGGUGGAGACUCUGAGUGGCAGCGUGACCUCCCUGACGAUGGGCGCCCCCCUGGGCAGCUGGUCUCUCCUCACCAUUGACCGGGAUCUCCUGGUGGCCAGGUUCUCGACCCCCAGCUGCCCCCCAACACUGAAGGUGGCCUUCCUCCCCGGGGCCGGGCGGGAGGCCCAGGUGCACUGGGUAUGUCUGGAGGAUGUGACCCCCAUCCCGGAGAUCAGCUGGGUGAUCCGGCCCCUGCAGCCCCCCCCGGAUCAGGAGAAUCCGCAGUACAAGGGUAUUGAUUUCGAAGCCAUCCUGCUGCAGCCCAGCAAGGGGCUAGGGCUGAGGAAGCUGCCCCUGGUGGUCAUGCCCCAUGGAGGCCCACACUCUGUCUGCACGGCCAGCUGGAUGCUGUACCCCGCGGUGCUCUGCAGGAUCGGCUUCGCUGUGCUCCUGGUGAAUUACCGCGGUUCGCUGGGCUUUGGCCAGGACAGCGUCGCCUCCCUGCCCGGGCACGUGGGCUGCCAGGAUGUCAAAGACGUGCAGUAUUGUGUGGAGCGGGUGCUGCAGGAGGAGCCCCUAGACUCAGCGCGUGUGGCACUAGUGGGUGGCUCACAUGGGGGCUUCCUCGCUUGCCACCUCAUCGGUCAGUACCCAGGCACCUACCAGGCCUGUGUGGCAAGGAACCCGGUCAUCAACAUGGCCUCCAUGAUCAGCAGCACCGACAUCCCAGACUGGUGUCUGACUGAGGCCGGCUUCCCCUAUGCGCCCGACACCCUACCGGAUGCCUCCCACUGGGCAGAGAUGCUCCACAUGUCACCCAUGCAGUACGUUGCCCAGGUCCGGGCACCUGUGCUUCUGAUGCUGGGAGAAGAGGACAGGCGUGUCCCCCCCAGGCAGGGGCUGGAGUACUACCGUGCUCUCAAGGCCAGGGGCGUCCCUGCACGGCUGCUGCUGUACCCCAGGAACAGCCAUGCGCUCUCUGGCGUCGAGGCUGAGGCCGAUGGCUUUAUGAACAUGGCGCUCUGGCUGCUCCAGCACCUGCAAUGCUGACAGAGGCUGGGCUUCGCCUCUGCCCGAGCCCUGUAACCUGCAUCCAAUAAACCCAUGGCUCAUCUUGUG
Messenger RNA from Caretta caretta (loggerhead turtle), 2811 nucleotides. RefSeq names its product acylaminoacyl-peptide hydrolase (gene APEH). NCBI's taxonomy places the organism in Eukaryota, Metazoa, Chordata, Testudines, Cheloniidae. Gene Ontology annotation, biological process: proteolysis. Gene Ontology annotation, molecular function: serine-type endopeptidase activity. The record is from RefSeq and is a predicted model, not a curated record.